Lottia gigantea (owl limpet) is the source of this 429-nucleotide messenger RNA. RefSeq lists its product as hypothetical. Gene Ontology annotation, biological process: positive regulation of Rho protein signal transduction. The transcript has a single exon. NCBI's taxonomy places the organism in Eukaryota, Metazoa, Mollusca, Gastropoda, Lottiidae. Bases 1 to 429 code for a protein of 142 amino acids. Gene Ontology annotation, molecular function: actin binding. The record is from RefSeq and is a predicted model, not a curated record.
AUGACUCUUGUUGGAAAAGUAAAGUUUUGGCAGACGAAGUCUGAUGAACAUAUUGAGAAGCAGAUGAUCAAUCCAUUCUCAGAAUGGGACGGUGCUUCAACCAGGAUCAAACUCGAUAAGAAUGAUGCCAAUUACGGUAAACCAAUUCCGGGGUCCAAUACAGAAAAGCGCGGGAAGCAAGCAAGCGAACACAUAACACUGGAGAUUGUUAAAUUGACGAGGAUCAUUUCUGAUACUGGUGAGAAACAAGCCGAUGGUACUGCAACUAUAACAUUUGGAGAGUUGUUCAGAACAUAUACUAGGGUUUCAGAUAAACUGGUAGGGACGUUGAUGAGAGCCAGGAAGCAAAAAUUACUAGGUUUUGAUGGAGAAAUGUUGUUUCAAGGGCGUGAUGACCAUGUGAUUGUAACAUUAUAUACAGUUCUUUGA